Molecule: messenger RNA, 714 nt
Organism: Mixia osmundae IAM 14324
Lineage: Eukaryota; Fungi; Basidiomycota; Mixiomycetes; Mixiales; Mixiaceae
Exons: 5
Coding region: 1-714 (237 amino acids)
Source: RefSeq, a predicted model, not a curated record
AUGAGUUACUCAAGCAACGCCUACUCGCAUCCCUCGGCGAGCCUGAUCGAGAAUGUACCCUUGAUCAAGAACCCGAGCCUAUGGCUGCCCCGACCUAUCGAGCUACCCCAGGACAUUCAUCCACUACCCGAAGAUGUGUCUGCCUAUUUUGUCUACCCCUGGACGCUCGAGACCCACGUCCUCUCACCGCCAGAGCCACAUCCUUCUCAUGCCAUACUCAGAUCCGAGCUCGCCUCAACGCAUCAGAAACGACUUCGUGUACUCCAAGCUCGUGAGGAUGAGAAAGUGAGGAGACGUAGAGAGGCACUGCAAAAGAUGGCACCUGGCUACAGCGAGACUGCGGGGACAGGUAGCGUGCUACAGCCGAAGCGUAUGAGCAGUCACAGUCAACCUCCUGCUGCAUCCAUCACUACUGUGGAAACAGUGGCUGCCAAGCCAGACGAGCCCGUGACGGCCGCAGACCUGCUGGCCAACCUCUCCUUCGACACGCCAGCGCCUGCAGCUAGCACAGCUAGUGACAGUACAGCCGACAAUCGCAGCUUCACGCUCGCUGAGUCAUAUCAGUAUUCAAGCCCUCGUCAGGAGCUCGGUGCCGCUAUCGGGCAAUCUCUGGCGUUCGCUUCGAUCGCGUUGACAGGCACGCUCGCCUUUAGCCCCAGAAAAGAGGAUCUCGGACGACGCGAAGCUCCCGCUGGUGGCGCAGGAUGCGAGUGA